AGUUUACACACACACGCUGCAGGAUUGGAGAUGGCAUCUCAGCACCGAUGUCUUCAAAGAGCCUUCGUUAUUUAUUCGGUGUAUUGCUAAUCAGUGGUCACGGAUGAAUAAGCUAAGCAGGUCUUCAGCUGGAUUUCACAUCGGCUCUCUGUGAAUUCGUGGCGCCUGGGAACCCGUGAUUAUUUUACAAUUUGUACUGUACUGUUACAAAAAAAAAAAAAAAAAAAGUAAAACAGAACAUUACGCGUCCUUACAGGCGGGCACUCUGAUGAACUCCUUUCAACUUAGCUAAAGUUUGUUUAUUUGUUUAAUUUUUUUAAUUUUUUUGUUAAUCAUCUGCCAGUGUUAUUUCUUGCUGGCUGGCUCGUUUAAUAUCUUGGAUCAAUAUUACAAAAACAACAAGACAAACCGAGGAGACAGAUUUGUUUUCUUUUAACGGACGCAUUGAGCCGUCUGGCGUAUGCAAGAAUUCAGAAUUGUAUCUGAUCUUUCUCUGUAGGUGAAACUGCAAUCUGAGGGUUUAGCAUUUCACGCUCUGGGUGGAUUUUAUAGCCCCCAACGAAAGGAAAGGUGCGGUUUUGUUUCGCCUCGCCUCGCCUGUCUGUCUGUCAGUCGGUGAGAGAUUUCCUCACUUGUUAGCUGGCGAUCGGAGGUGGUACCAUGUUGCUUCCCAGAGUACGAUGGGCACCGUGCGUCCGACUGACCCUGCUGCUGUGCGGAUUACUCUUUUCGAUAGUUGUGGAUGGAUGCCCCACUAAAUGUAGCUGCUCUGGACCCAGUGUGGAUUGCCACGGCCAGGGCUUCAAAUCGGUCCCCAGGGGCAUCCCACGGAACGCGGAGAGACUAGACCUGGACCGAAAUAACAUCACCCGGAUCACUAAAGUGGACUUCGCUGGAGUAAAGAACCUGAGAGUUUUGCACCUGGAAGACAACCAGAUCAGCGUGAUUGAGAGAGGUGCGUUCCAGGAUCUGAAACAGCUGGAACGACUGCGCUUGAACAGGAACAAGCUGCAAGUCCUUCCCGAGCUGCUGUUCCAGACCACGCCCAAGCUGGGUCGCUUGGACCUGAGUGAGAACCAGAUCCAGGCUGUGCCUCGCAAGGCUUUCCGUGGGAUCACCAACGUCAAGAACCUGCAACUGGACAGCAACCGCAUCAGCUGCAUCGAAGAUGGUGCCUUCAGAGCCCUGCGAGACUUGGAGAUUCUCACUCUCAACAGUAACAAUAUCACCCUCAUCCCGCUCUCCAGCUUCCACAACAUGCCCAAACUGCGCACUCUACGCCUCCACUCCAAUAGCCUGCACUGCGACUGCCACCUCACCUGGCUCUCUGAUUGGCUGCGGCAGCGGCGGGGGAUUGCGCAGUUCACGCAGUGCAUGGCUCCGGCGCACAUGCGGGGCCUGAACGUGGCAGAUAUUCAGAAGAAGGAUUUCAUCUGUACAGGUCCCCAGUCCAAGGAGCCCCAUACCUGCAGUGCCCAGGCCUCCUCCUGCCCCACCUCCUGCACCUGCAACAACAACAUUGUGGACUGCCGAGGCAAAAGGCUCACCGAGAUACCAGCAAACCUGCCAGAGGGCAUCGUGGAAAUCCGCUUGGAGCAAAAUAUGAUCAAAAGCAUCCCCCGUGGCGCCUUCUCCCAGUACAAGAAGCUGAAGAGGAUAGAUCUCAGCAAGAACCAGAUAGCGGAUAUAGCCCCGGAUGCCUUCUUGGGUCUACGCUCCCUCACCUCUCUGGUGCUGUACGGGAACAAGAUCACGGAGAUACCCAAGGGGCUGUUUGAAGGGCUUGUCUCACUCCAGCUGCUGCUGCUGAACGCUAAUAAGAUUAACUGCCUGCGCGUGAACACCUUCCAGGACCUGCAGAACCUCAACCUGCUGUCUCUGUACGACAACAAGCUGCAGACCAUCAGCAAGGGGCUUUUCACUCCUCUGCGCUCCAUCCAGACACUGCACUUGGCUCAGAACCCUUUUGUGUGCGACUGUCACCUGAAGUGGCUGGCUGACUACCUGCUGGACAACCCCAUAGAGACGAGUGGAGCGCGCUGCAGCCACCCCCGCCGCCUCGCCAACAAGCGCAUCAGCCAGGUCAAGGGAAAGAAGUUCCGCUGCUCAGGCUCCGAGGAUUACCGUACUCGUCUCAGUGGGGAUUGUUUCCAGGACUUGGUGUGUCCGGAGCGCUGCCGCUGCGAGGGGACUGUCGUCGACUGCUCCAACCAGAAACACACCCGCAUCCCAGCCCACCUCCCCGACUACACCACCGACCUUCGGCUGAAUGAUAAUGACAUCUCAGUCCUGGAGGCCACAGGGGUCUUCAAGAAGCUUCCGAACCUGCGUAACAUUAACCUGAGUAACAACAAGCUGCGAGAGGUGCGCGAGGGGGUCUUCGACGGAGCGGCCGGGGUCCAGGAGCUGCUGCUGACUGGGAACCAGCUGGAGACGGUGCAGGGCCGCAUGUUCAGAGGACUGACAGGGCUUAAGACACUGAUGUUGAGGAGUAACCUUCUCAGCUGCAUCGACAACAACACCUUCACGGGGCUCAGCUCCGUCCGGCUGCUGUCCCUCUACGACAACCGCAUCUCCAGCAUCACCCCUGGAGCCUUCAGCAGCCUGGUGUCCCUCUCCACCAUUAAUCUGCUUUCGAACCCGUUUGUGUGUGACUGCCACCUGGCCUGGCUGGGACACUGGCUGAAGAAGAGGAAGGUGGUGAGUGGGAACCCGCGUUGCCAGAAGCCAGCCUUCCUCAAGGAGAUCCCCAUCCAGGACGUGGCUCUGCCUGACUUCACCUGCGACGGUACAGAGGAGAGCAGCUGCCUGCCCCUCCCCCGCUGCCCGGAGUCCUGCACCUGCACUGACACUGUGGUGCGCUGCAGCAACCAGGGCCUCCACUCCCUGCCCAAGGGCAUCCCCAAGGACGUCACUGAACUGUAUCUGGAGGGUAACUUCCUGACUGCUGUCCCGAAGGAGCUGGCCAGCCUCAAACACCUGUCCCUCAUUGACCUGAGCAACAACAGCAUCAGCUCCCUGGCUCCGCUGACAUUCAGCAACAUGACCCAGCUGUCCACUCUCAUUCUGAGCUACAACCAGAUCAAGUGUAUCCCAGCACAGGCGUUCGGCGGCCUCAGAUCCUUGCGACUGCUCACUCUCCAUGGAAAUGAUCUCUCAGCUGUCCCUGAAGGAGCCUUCAAUGACUUAACCUCUCUGUCCCAUCUGGCUCUGGGAGCGAACCCCCUGUACUGUGACUGUAAUCUUCGCUGGCUCUCGGAGUGGGUGAAGGUUGGCUUCAAGGAGCCAGGAAUUGCCCGCUGUACCGGCCCCCCCGACAUGGUAGACAGACUCCUCCUCACCACACCCCUCAACAAGUUCCAAUGCAAAGCCUCCCAAGACUUGCCCCAGCUGUCCAAGUGCAACCCCUGCUUGUCCAGCCCUUGCUGGAACAACGGCACCUGUACCAGCGACCCCACUGGCUAUUACCGCUGUACCUGCCCCUUCGGAUACAAGGGUCGGAACUGCGAGGUUGCCAUCAAUGCCUGCAUCGGCAGCCCCUGUGCCAACGGAGGCACCUGCAACUUGCACAUCGGCAGAGGGGAGCAAUUCAGCUGCUUGUGUCCUGAGGGGUUCGAGGGGGUGAGGUGUCAGGUAAACCCAGACGACUGUGAUGACAAUGACUGUGAGAACAACUCCACCUGCAUGGAUGGCAUCAACAACUACACCUGCCUCUGCCAGCCCAACUACACAGCUGCCUGCACUAACCUGUUAAGAAAAGGUGAGCUCUGUGAGGAGGUGAUCAAUCCCUGUGAUUCAGGUCUGAACCCCUGUAAACACGACUCCAAGUGCAUCACUCUCUCCAAGGGAUAUCGGUGUGAAUGUCUCCCUGGGUACGUCGGCGAGCACUGUGAAAAGGAUUAUGACGACUGCCUUGAGAACAAGUGUCGCCACGGCGCACAGUGCGUUGACGCUAUCAACGGUUACACCUGCAUCUGCCCUGACGGGUUCAGUGGUCUGUUCUGUGAGAACCCUCCCCCCAUGGUCCUGCUCCAGACCAGCCCAUGUGAUCACUUUGACUGUCAGAACGGAGCGCAGUGCCUCAUGGUGUCUGGUGAGCCUGUGUGCCGCUGCCUGCCCGGCUUCUAUGGGAACAAGUGCCACCAGAUCAUCACUGUCCACUUCCUGGGCAAGGACUCGUACGUGGAGCUGCCAGGGGCCAGGGGCCAGCAGAGCACCAACAUCUCACUGCAGGUGGCGACAGACAAAGACAACGGGAUCCUGCUCUACAAGGGGGACAAUGACCCACUGGCACUGGAGCUGUACCAGGGGCACAUUCGCCUCAUCUAUGACAUCACCAACUACCCGCCCACCACCGUGUACAGUGUGGAAUCGGUAAACGACGGGCUGCUGCACACAGUGGAGCUUCUGAUCCAGAACCACGCGGUGAGUGUGAUUGUGGACAGGGGGACCCCGAAGAGCCUGGGGAAGCUCCAGAGACCGGCCUCCCUCAGCACUAGCACCCCGCUCUACAUCGGAGGGAUCCCGAGUGUGCUGGGCUGGACGGGGCUGAAGCACGGUCAGGAUCGCGGCCCCACUGGUUUUGACGGCUGCAUUCACAGUGUGCGUCUCAACGGGGCCCUGCAGGACCUGGGCGGGGCACACCGGGGGGGUGGGGGGGUGCUGCUGGGCUGCCACCUCUGCAGUGUGUGCGCGCAGGGCUCCUGCAGUCACAGAGAGGGCGUGGGUGUGACCUGCGAGUGCCCUCCUGGACGCAGCGGCCCGCUGUGUGACGCCUGCCAGAGCUACAGGUGUGUGCAUGGGGAGUGCCGGCUCAGUGAUCUGGGGGAGCCCGUCUGCCACUGCCAGCCCAACUACAGCGGAGCAGCCUGCACAGAGCUGGCGUGCCAAGGUGAAAUGAUCCGUGAGUUUGUCAAGAAGCAGCAGACGUACACGUCCUGCACCUCCAGUAUCAAAGUGCCCCGGGUGGAGUGCAGGGGGUCCUGCCGCGGGGGGCUCUGCUGCGCCCCCACCAGGACGAGGCGGCGAAAGAUCGUGUUUGAGUGCACAGACGGGUCCUCAUUCACCGAGGAGCUGGAGAGGCCAGUGGAGUGUGGUUGUUCAAAAUGCCCGUUAUAAAUAAUCGGCUGCCAGUCGCCAUACACACAGGAAGGGACCCAUCAGAGUGGAAAUAGAGAUAUUGUAAAAUAAAAACAAAAAUGAACAUAAAAAAAACAAAACAGAUAGAACUUAUUUUUAUUACAGGACUUUUGAUUAUAAUUUUUUUUUUUUUUAUCUACAUAAAGACUGUUUUUAAAUUACUGGGUGUUUGUGUCAUAUAAGGAGUUAUUUUUACCGUAAGAGAUUAACAAUUCUAAAAUUAUAUAAAUUUAUAUGUACGUGUAAAAAUAUAUAUAAAUGUAUAACCUAACCUAUGGAUUAUUUGCUAAGGUGUAUUGCAUGACUUGAAUGGAUGAAUAUUUGAUGUGGUUGAAGCGACUUUACUUUGGAGGACAAAUAUACAGUGGGAGAGGAACAAAGGCAUGGAAAUGGACUUCUGGACUUUGAACUUCCUGGUGCUGACCUCCUGGAUUCACGCCUCGGGCUGGACACACAGUUCAACCUGGACACUAACGUUUGAUGGUUGUUGUGCUUUAAACCACACUCGGCAUUGUAGCCAGCAUUCAAGACUGUUCACAUUUUUAAAUCCAGCAUCAAAGACUACUUUUUUUAUUAUAAAACAAAAAAAAAAACUUCCAUAUAAUUGUCAGUGCUUGCCAGUAAAUUUGGGUUGUAAACAUCUCAAUGUUGUUUAUUCUGACAUGUGCAUGGGUGCGCCCCAAAGGGUUUAAAAAAGAAAAGCUGCAAGUAACAAACACGUCCUGCUACAAACAGUGAGAUGAAUAUUGUUGAGGAGAUGAGGUGAGCUGCAUGUGGACUCUGGAGUCCCGAAUGGACCUCCGUCAACAUGGCUGAUGUGAUGGAAUUGUGUUCAUGUCAGUGUGUGAGCAGUUUGUGUUGAAUUAAACACAGAUGAAACUCACUCUUGUGUUCAUGUCGGGGUGUGUGAGUAUUUGUGUUGAAUUAAACACAGAUGAAACUCACUUUUGUGUUCAUGUCAGUGUGUGAGCGGUUUGUGUUGAAUUAAACAGAGAUGAAACUCA
This is a messenger RNA of Polyodon spathula (Mississippi paddlefish), 6143 nucleotides long. Its product is annotated as slit homolog 3 protein-like. The coding region runs from base 661 to 5118 and encodes 1485 amino acids. The transcript has 37 exons. The record is from RefSeq and is a predicted model, not a curated record. Lineage: Eukaryota; Metazoa; Chordata; Actinopteri; Acipenseriformes; Polyodontidae. Gene Ontology annotation, biological process: negative chemotaxis; axon guidance. Gene Ontology annotation, molecular function: Roundabout binding; calcium ion binding; heparin binding.